Trichoderma asperellum CBS 433.97 is the source of this 335-nucleotide messenger RNA. Lineage: Eukaryota; Fungi; Ascomycota; Sordariomycetes; Hypocreales; Hypocreaceae. The record is from RefSeq and is a predicted model, not a curated record.
CUGCAAUCUUGCUUAAUAUUUUUAUUUCCUUUCGUUUCAACUUAAAGAAUCUAUCCUUUCAAUUGCCUUCGUUUCACUAUAUGAUACGGCUCAGGGUUGAAAUAUAUACUACUGUCCACUUUUAUUUUUUAACUAGGUUGUAUAUUUUCAUGUAUUCUGAAUAUAGGUUGGCUACCUAUUAUACGAAUACACUAAGGUGUUUUUCUUUUCUUUUUUUUGGUCUAUCUCCCACCAUCCUCUAUACAACUUUAUUGACUUAUUGACCUUCUCACUCAUAGACAUUGAUAGUGAUUGGCAUGUUGAAAUCAAGCUCGCCGAUGCAGAUUUGGAACUAC